Messenger RNA from Momordica charantia (bitter melon), 2499 nucleotides. RefSeq names its product zinc finger CCCH domain-containing protein 46. Lineage: Eukaryota; Viridiplantae; Streptophyta; Magnoliopsida; Cucurbitales; Cucurbitaceae. The record is from RefSeq and is a predicted model, not a curated record. Gene Ontology annotation, molecular function: metal ion binding; RNA binding.
CAUCGCCAUUACUCAAUCAUCCUUCCUUUCAAUUAAACCCAAACCAAUCACUAAUCACCCUGCCUCCCCUUUCUCCAUUUAAAUAUUACAUAAAAAUCAUAACUUUUUGACUCCCAUUAUUGUACCUUCACUGCAAAUGAAGCUCCUCUUCAAUGGCGCUGCUCCCCACUCUCUAAUUCCACUUCCUUCUUGGCCCUUGUUGAAUCUAAACUUGUUGGGAAUUGGGGAUUUUGCAUGAUUUCUUCUGGGUUUCGUUUUGUUUUCUGAAUGCCCUUCUCUUUUCUCUUCACUUUCCCUUUCUUGGGUUUGUAAAAACAGAGAAAGUGAGGGGAAAAUCCUCUGUUUUUGUUCUCUCAGAGUGGUGAUGGAUGAUUAUGAAGCAACAAGAAUUGUGUUCUCAAGGGUUCAAAAUCUAGACCCUGAAAAUGCCUCCAAAAUCAUGGGCCUCAUCCUGCUCCAAGAUCAUGGGGAAAAGGAAAUGAUCAGGUUGGCGUUUGGCCCUGAAGCUCUGAUUCACUCCAUAGUACUCAAGGCCAAAACAGAGCUCAAAUUCACCUCAUCAAGGCCCAAAAUUAAUCACCCAGCUCUUGCAAUUCCAAACCCAGAUGAUUUUUUCAUCGCUCCUCAGAAUUUUUCUGCUGCUGCUUGUGGAAAUGGAGGAGGAGGUGAUGGAAUUGAUGAGCUUCAGCUUCAGGAUCAUCUCUCGUUCGAAAACCCAGAUUUCUUUUACCCUCCUCCGCCGGCGAGCCCGACCGGCGGCGACCGGAUGUUCGCCGGUGGUUGGUCGGACGAGGUGGGUUUGGGGCUGGGAUGGCGGCCGUGUCUGUACUUUGCCAGAGGGUAUUGUAAGAACGGGGGGAGUUGCAGGUUUUCCCACUCCGGCGGCGGUGAGCUUGGUUUGAAAUCGACGGUGGCGGCCGACGGCGGCGGCGGCGGCAGGGCGGAUGUGGUGGAGCAGUGUAGUGAUUUUCUUCUCCGGUCGAAAUCGGCUCUGCAGCAGAGAUUGGCUGCUGCGGCUUUCGGUAACUGUAACUUCUUCCCCUAUUCGCCGGCGGCGGCUUCCGAUUUCCUUCUUCAACAGCAGCAAAAUGAAAUGCGAAGAGCGGCGGUGGGAUUAUCCAUGGCGGAGGAGUCAACCAACUCAGGGAGAUUCCGGCUAGAAAGAAGCGAAUUUUCCGGCGGCGGAAUGGGGAAUCCGGCGGCCAGACAAAUUUACUUGACAUUUCCUGCGGACAGCAGUUUCAAAGAGGAAGACGUGUCCAAAUAUUUCAGCUUUUAUGGACCGGUUCAGGAUGUGAGGAUCCCAUAUCAGCAGAAGAGGAUGUUUGGAUUCGUGACUUUCGUGUACCCGGACACGGUUAAGCUUAUUCUGGCUAAGGGAAAUCCCCAUUUUGUCUGUGAUUCUCGUGUUCUGGUUAAGCCUUAUAAGGAGAAGGGAAAAGUCCCUGACAAGUUCAGGAAACAGCCAAUGGAAAGGGGGGAUUUCUCACCUUGUGGUACUCCUACUAGUGUUGAUUCUAGAGAGCUUCAUGAUCUUCAUCUUGGGGCAAGAAUGUUGUACAACAGUCAAGACAUGCUAUGGAGGAGGAAACUAGAGGAGCAAGCUGAUUUGCAGCAAGCCCUUGAGCUUCAAGCUUUAAGAGUAACGAAUUUGCAACUUGUUGAUGUGAAAAAGCCUCACCACCACCACCCUGCAAUUCCCUCCCCCACUCACUCUCCCAAGCCCUUCAAUGAAACCCCUUUUUUCCAUUCAAUUUCUUCCAACCCACAACUUCUUCAAGAGAAUGGCUCGAACCGCUUGCUCGAGAUGGAGCCGCAAAUGAUGUUGCACAAUGUGGAUUCUGCAACUGACGGUGACAAUAGUAAUGGGAAGGAGACUGACGUGCAAGAAACAAGUUUGGAGCAUAAUCUCCCUGACAGUCCCUUCGCCUCUGCCUUGUACACGCCUAACGGUGUCGCGGCGGAUGACUCGGAUGCCUUGACUGACAAUCAUUCUGCAGCUUCGUCUUUCAUUUCAUCAUCGAACCUUGACGCACCCUUCAAAUCUUUCAACUGCCAGUACUCUUCUGGCCAUGGAGCCAUUGGAUUGUACGCGAGCACGGGCGGACCGACAUGCAGAGUCGGGAUUUAGCUUCCUAUUUAGCUCCAUCAUAACACCAAGGACAUGAGAAUUACCAUAACAAAACAUAAAACAAAAAGAAUCAAAGGAGAGGCCAUUCUUCUAUGAUUGUUGUUGUAGCUAGUUGUAGUUUUUCAAUUUAUUUAGUGUAGUAUUGAAGUAACUAAAGAGAGGAGAUAACAACUAAAGGAGAGUAAAACGACAAAGAGAGGCAAUGUCCGACAUGUAGUUUUGGCUGCUUUGGGCACUGUAAUUCUCUUACCAAUGUAAAUCUUACAAGGGGGAAUUCAGAAGCCAACAUUUUCAAAUUUUAGUCUUCUUUGUACAUCAAAACCGUUUAUGAUUAAAUUGAAUGAUCAAUGCUCAUAGUCUUUUCAAAA